Molecule: messenger RNA, 1073 nt
Organism: Pelodiscus sinensis (Chinese soft-shelled turtle)
Lineage: Eukaryota; Metazoa; Chordata; Testudines; Trionychidae
Source: RefSeq, a predicted model, not a curated record
AUGUCCUGCUUCAGAAUUUCUAAAGAGGAUUCACAGCAUGCAGGUGAGGAGCUGAGGGCCCUGCGCAAAGGGAUUGACCCCACGACCUUAGGGGCUAAAGCCAUGUGCCUCUACCAGUAUGUGUUAUUUCUUUUAAUGUUAAUCUUUGGUUGCAGUGUGAAGAUUGCUCCUGGAGCUGUUGUCUGCGUGGAAAGUGAAAUCAAGGGAGAUGUAACUAUUGGACCUAGGACAGUGAUUCAUCCUAAAGCGCGAAUCAUUGCAGAAGCAGGACCAAUCGUGAUUGGUGAAGGCAACCUCAUAGAAGAGCAGACACUGAUCAUAAAUGGAUAUCCUGAAAACAUUACCCCAGACAUGGAAGAUGUGGAACCAAAACCAAUGAUCAUUGGCACCUAUAAUGUUUUUGAAGUUGGCUGCUGUUCACAAGCGAUGAAAAUGGGAGAUAACAAUGUAAUUGAAUCGAAAGCCUUCGUGGGCAAGAAUGUGAUUCUGACCAGUGGCUGCGUCAUUGGGGCCUGCUGCAACAUCAGCACGCACGAAGUGAUCCCGGAGAACACCGUGAUCUACGAUGCAAAGUGCCUUCGCCGAGUGCAGACCGAACGGCCACAGCCACAAACGCUGCAGCUGGAUUUCCUGAUGAAAAUCCUACCAAAUUAUCACCAUCUAAAGAAGACCAUGAAGAUGACAUCUACUCCUGCAAAGAGCUGAGAGUUUUCACCCUCCUCAGGUAUCAUUCCUUCCUCUGCAGAAGGAGUUGAUUUGGGAAUUUCCCCUCCCUUUCUAGCACUCCCCACGCACACAGGAAGUAGCCGAUCUUUCCUCCUGCAUUCCAUUCGGGGAAAACUGUUCUGUUUUGUUUUGACUAUUUAUAUUUAGUAAAAUAUCUGGAUCUGAAGUCUGGCGAUUGCCUGAGUUCUAAUAUUGUGCACGAUUCCUUCUAGGGAUUCCUUCUAAUGUCACCAGUUCCUCUUGUGAUAAGACAGAAAUUGUCUUUCAGAGGAGCACAGAAGUGGCAGAGGAUUAGAGAGUAUUCCGGGGCUUGUGUUAUGCUAUUAAUAAAGAUGCUACCCUCCCAA